Molecule: messenger RNA, 1361 nt
Organism: Neohortaea acidophila
Lineage: Eukaryota; Fungi; Ascomycota; Dothideomycetes; Mycosphaerellales; Teratosphaeriaceae
Product: S-adenosyl-L-methionine-dependent methyltransferase
Exons: 2
Coding region: 447-1301 (284 amino acids)
Molecular function (GO): methyltransferase activity
Source: RefSeq, a predicted model, not a curated record
GUGUAGUGCAGAUCUGCCUCAAGUAUUUAAGGUUCGGCGAGGGCCACUAGCGUGAGCUUAACUGUGCACUCCAGUAAGUGCCUGCAGAAGGAUUCACCUCCCCCUGCGAAAGGCUUAUGGAAGAUACAUUAAUCCCGGCCCGUCUAUACUCCUUGCUUACCGCGUCGAGGCGACAUAGGCUCUGGAUGACAAUAUCAUCCAACCUGAAGCGAUGCUAAGGAGGGCUGAACGGAGUCCGUCGCUAGCAACCUGGGAACCUCGGGAUUUCAGCCUCACCUGGUCUGCAACCAUGACGUCCCCCGAUCCACCAGUAGCCGAGUGGGCCAAAAGCAACUUAUAAAUACUUAUGAAUCAACAACGUCGUGCUGUAGACAAAGUGGAAACGGAGCCUUCCACCGGAACAUCGCUUGCUUCACCUUGCCCAAACCCGCAUCUCGUUCGCCACCAUGUCUCAGUGGGAUGAAGACCCGACCAAGCGUGCCUUCCAGGACGGCAGCCGCUACCACCUCCCAAAAGAUCAGCCGGAACACGAGCGGCUGGAUACCCAGUCGGCGAGUCUGGCGGCCAUCAUGAACAACCGGCCGCUCCACGCCGCGCCUUCGAACCCCAAGAGGAUUCUAGACAUCGGCUGCGGCACCGGAGCAAUCACCGCCCUGCUCGCGACCACAUAUCCCAACGCGCACGUGAUUGGCGUGGAUCUCGCUCCCGUGCCUGAGUCGCGGCACGGCAAACACCCCAACCUCGAAUACGUCCAGGCCAACGUCGUCGACCUCAUCGGCCAGGACCCUCGCUUCGAACCGGAGUCCUUCGACUACAUCUUCGAGCGCCUGCUAGUCAUGGGCGUGAGCGAUUGGCCAGGGCACGUCUCCUCCGUCUCCCGCCUCUUGAAGCCCGGCGGCUACCUGGAGCUGCACGAGAUCGACAUGGACCUCCUCGCGCCGGAUGAGAAGCCGUUGAAGAUGGAAUGGUACGACGCCUUCUUGCAAGACACCCGAGCGAGCAGCCUCGACAUGCAAAUCGGGCGCAAGCUGCCCGCUCUCCUGCGCUCCGCGCCGUUCGAGAAUGUGCAGGACUUUCAGUACCCGUUCCCGCCCAAGCCGGUGGAGGGCCAGCCGCAGUUUGACGGCAUGGCGGGGCAACUGUCUGCCAUGUUCCCUCUGAUGAUCACCAAAGUGUGUGGGGCGCAGCGGGGCGCGGAGAAAGCGCAGGAAGUGGUGGCCGAUUUCCGUCGGACGUAUGAUCCAGGUUUUGAACCGGGCACGCAUUGGAUUAUGUGGGUUAUCGUGGGCCAGAAGAAGUGAGCGAAUGCUGCACGCGGGGAAGGGCCCUUGCUAGAUUGUGACACACGAAUAGACGAAUAG